This is a messenger RNA of Emericellopsis cladophorae, 1566 nucleotides long. RefSeq lists its product as uncharacterized. The transcript has 5 exons. The record is from RefSeq and is a predicted model, not a curated record. Gene Ontology annotation, molecular function: GTPase regulator activity. Bases 1 to 1566 code for a protein of 521 amino acids. Gene Ontology annotation, cellular component: nucleus; cytoplasm. NCBI's taxonomy places the organism in Eukaryota, Fungi, Ascomycota, Sordariomycetes, Hypocreales, Bionectriaceae.
AUGGAGGACUUCCUUGCCACUGUUGGCGCCCAAGCCUGGAAAUACGCCGUACGGUCGGUGGAUGAUUGUGAAAUGCACUCUCGCCUGCUUUCCCUACAGAAGCAAUUUGACAGUAAGAUCAUGGUCAUUGCACCAACUAUUGACCUCGUAGAGUUCAAAUCCGGGCGAGGAAACGUUUUUCUUGACUCGGCUUUGCCACUGACCAAGGCCUUGCAUGGCGACAUUCGCCAAUUGAAUAUCGCCAACUUGGACACACGAAGUGUCGUCGACGACAUUGCAUCAAUAUUGGAACGCAUAGACCGCGAGAUUCCGCUACUACAGCUAGCCAUCACCGCUUCAGGAGAGAGUCUCUCCAGCUCCUUACCUCCUAGCAUUUCGCCGUCAAGGCUGCUACAAGCCAGCACUUUUCUCAUUGUCGGGGACAUGCAGUUUCACAGCGAUCAACUAAAUCCAGUCCAAAUCGGACCAUCGUUCUGCUUGUCUCUGUACAUGCUGUUCCUUGGACAUGCCCCCGUCGCGCAAGUGCGUGCACCUACACCUUCUUCAGGGGAUUCUCAUAGACAAAACCGCGGCAGGGACUCCCAAAAAUCAUACGGGUUAGGCCCAGGUGAUCGCAAACCGAUAUGGCAAGAAGUCAUCCACAAGGCACGCGUGACCCUCCACAGGACCAAGGCUUUUGCGGAGUAUUCGUAUCACCUGGAAUUUACCGAAGAUCUUGACGAUGGUCGCUUACGAGACGAAGCAGAGGCGUGCACCCGAAUUCAUCAGCAGAUACCUAUCCAUCAGAUUUCCAAGAUCUUCUACACAGACAGUGGCCGGCUACUAAACAUAGGAGACGAGACAGCCGACGGCAAGAAUCCUGUCCUUCUUUUCAAGCGUGAUGUCAACGCCCAGCCCCCAGGCGACGAACAUAAGCACGCGGAGAGCUAUCUUGAUCCAGCGGGGAGUCAUGUCCCAGCUUCGUUUGACAAUGAUGCACAUGAUCAAGUGGCGCUUGACCAGCAAUUGUAUGAAGAAUUGCGCAGGAGCGCCAGUGCAUGGCAUGCACCACCACGAGAUGAUCAUACUCGUGAGGUCCAUGGCUUCCCUAAAUAUCUCGAUCCCGAGUGGAUAGCCUUGGAGAUGUACGAAGAAACUGCCGAGGAGCAUGCAACUCCUGAGGGAGGCUCAAGGACGGAGCAAGACGUCGCCGAGUCCUGGGAUAACGAGGUUGAGGACAGGUCGGAUAUCCGGGUUACAAAAGCUGCCGAAGCGCUGCAGAAGUCACAGACUCUGUCCAUUGACCAGAAUUCUAGCACCAUGUCAAAUGCGCAGCGCUCACCCUUUAGCAAUGUCACAACAUCAUUGUCGCUUAUCGAGAUGUUGGUUCGACUAGCUGGUCUCCAAGAGUUCCAGCAGACAUCGCAUUUGUCUAUACCUGAUCACAUUCUCACGUUCUUUCUGGAGGAAUCAUCGACAACUGGAUUAGGAGGUGAGGCGCAAUGGGCAGCGCGCCAGGCGGCCAAGGCGAGGGUUGGAUUUGAUCCAUAUCUUGAUCCCUCAUCAAAAGAGCAGAGCAAUCGAUAA